AUGGGUGCGCGGCGGUGGCUUAGCCACGGCUCUGGAUUCCAGCUGCUGUUUUUCUUCCUCGUGGUGCUGCUCCAGGCACAGGCCAGCCGUGGCGCGGCUUCGAUCAACGGUGAAGGACUGGCGUUGCUGGAACUAAAGGUGAGGGUGGAGGCUGAUCCCCAUGGUGUCUUCCAGGAUUGGGAUCCCAUGGACAGCAGCCCAUGCAGCUGGUCCGGCGUGCGAUGCUUUGACGGUAAAGUAGAGAUUCUGAACUUAACAGGCCGAGAAUUGGCUGGAACUCUCGCACCUGAGAUUGGGAGCCUUCAAGGUCUGAAAUUCCUUUUACUUCCAAAGAACAACUUCCGGGGGAGAAUCCCCAGAGAAUUUGGAGGGUUGUUUGCUCUAGAAGUGCUAGAUUUGAGCAGCAACAAGUUGGAUGGAACAAUUCCAGAAGAACUAGGGGCUAUGCCACUGCUCAAACAACUAUCCCUUCAUGAUAAUCAGUUCCAAGAAGGCGUCCAAGCGAUAGCUGAUGAUCAGGCAGGAUGCUUGAGCAGAAAACUAGGGUGCUGGUCUUUGCUGUACAAGUCGGACUUUAAGGAUUGGAUAUCUCUCAGUGGUCUCCGAGAGAAAUAUAACACCAAUGUACCAAAUUUCAGUGAGGCACACAUCAUAAAGAAUUUGCAGUCAUUUGCAAGUGCCAUGCGCCGCAGGCUUCUUAGUGAAACUGACAAUCUGCCUGCUCUUUUGGGAAAUGAUGCUAAAUCUUCUGAUCCAGAAAAUCCAAAAGAAAUUCAGAGACCUGUUGAUGUGAUUUCUCUAGGAAGUGGCUUAUUCCCUGCAUUUCCAGGCAUAUAUGGCGAUGCUCUGACACCUUUGCUUCCCGAAGAUAUUGAUGCUACCACAGUUCAGCAGCUGUCUACAGAAGUGGCCCAGUCCACUGAUGUAGAGAUGUCUGAUACAAAGUAUAGCAAGUGGGCAUAUAUUAUCACAAUUCCAGCUGUAAUAUUGCUCAUUGGUCUGAUAGUUUUGAUAGUUUUGGUUUUGUGGAAGCGAGGGCGUGCAUCAGUAGCCCCUUGGAAAACAGGGCUAAGUGGCCCUAUUCAGAAGGCCCUUGUAACAGGUGCCCAAAAACUGAACAGACUUGAGCUUGAAGCUGCUUGUGAGGAUUUUAGCAACAUCAUCAAUACUUUUCCUACCUGUACUGUAUUCAAGGGCAUAUUAUCAGGCGGAGUUGAGAUUGGUGUUGUCUCCACUGUCAUAUCAUCGAGCAAAGACUGGUCCAGGAGUGCGGAAACAUGUUUCAAGAAAAAGAUAGAUACACUGUCAAGGGUCAACCAUAAGAACUUUAUCAAUCUCCUUGGCUAUUGCCUAGAAAAUGAGCCUUUCACGAGAAUGAUGGUGUUUGAGUUCGCUCCACAUGGCAGUCUCUCACAGCAUCUUCACGUCAAAGAAUUUGAGCAUCUGGACUGGGCUGCGAGGAUGAGAGUCAUCAUGGGCAUCGCAUACUGCCUUCAAUACAUGCACCAUGAGCUCAAUCCCCCUGUCGCGAUACACGAUGUGCGGUCUGACACAACCUUCAUUUCAGAUGAUUAUGCUGCCAAGAUUGCAGAUGUUGGUGUAUGGAACGAACUUGCUGCCAAAGCAAAGGCUGGAAAGGAGGACGGCAGCAGCCGUUCUGAAGCUCCUCCGGAUCUCCCAAGUAACGUCUACUGCUUGGGCGCGCUUAUGAUCGAGAUCAUAUCCGGGAGGGUUCCUGAUCCAGAUGAUCAUAAACCCAUAUGCAGCUGGGCUUCUGAGUAUCUGAAAGACAAGAACUACAGCAAGCUGGUGGACACGUCGCUGAAGGAGCACAAGGAUAACGAGCUGGAGGCCGUCUGCGAGGUGAUCCAAGAGUGCAUAGACGCCGACCCGACGCGGCGGCCAUCGAUGAGAGACGUCGUGGGAAAACUGCAACCACCUCUCGGCAUCUCACCGGAGGCAGCAGCGCCGCGGCUGUCGCCGCUCUGGUGGGCGGAGCUGGAGUUGCUGUCGGAGGCUCCUGCUGUUGAUGCUAUCAACAUUUCUACUGACCAGAUUCGAAAGGAAAGUGAGAGAGCAUCGCAGAGAGAAGGAGGCGCCUUGGCCGUGGCGUCGCUGUACAGGCGGGUCCUCCCGUCGCCGCCGGCGGUGGACUUCGCUUCGCCGGAGGGCAAGCGCCUCUUCGCGGAGGCCUUGGCUGCGGGCACCAUGGAGGGCUUCUUCCCCCUGGUCUCCGUCUUCCAGACGCAGUCGGAGCCGGCCUUCUGCGGCCUCGCCUCCCUCGCCGUCGUCCUCAACGCGCUCGCCAUCGACCCGGGCCGCCGCUGGAAGGGGCCCUGGCGCUGGUUCGACGAGUCCAUGCUGGACUGCUGCGAGCCCCUCGACAAGGUCAAGGCCCAGGGCAUCACCUUCGGCAAGGUCGCCUGCCUCGCGCACUGCUCCGGCGCCGACGUCCAAUCCUUCCGCGCUAACCGGGUCACCAUCCACGACCUACGGCGGCAUCUCAUCCGAUGCGUCUCCUCCCAGGACUGCCAUCUUAUUGUUUCCUACCACAGGAAGGCUUUCAAACAGACUGGAACUGGGCAUUUCUCUCCAAUCGGUGGCUACCAUGCCGGACAGGAUAUGGCGCUCAUCUUGGAUGUCGCACGUUUCAAAUAUCCUCCACAUUGGGUUCCAUUGCAACUUCUUUGGGAAGCCAUGAAUACAACUGAUGACUCAACUGGACUUCUCAGAGGGUUCAUGCUUAUAUCAAGACAGACUGCAGCUCCUUCAUCGUUGUACACAGUGAGUUGCAGAGAUGAAAACUGGAAAAGCAUGGCAAAGUAUUGUGUUGAAGAUUUACCAAAUCUUUUGAAGGCAGAGAAUCUAGACAAUGUUCCAGCACUUUUGUCCCAUUUAAUUGAGUCUCUUCCAGCUGAUGCUGAAUCUUUGAUCAAAUGGGUUGUAGAAGUUAGGAGAAAAGAGGAAGGUGGACCAAGCUUAAGCAAAGAGGAGAAAGAAAGGAAAAUGUACUACAGCAAGUUCGCGAUACCAGGCUAUUUGCCAUAG
This is a messenger RNA of Miscanthus lutarioriparius, 3048 nucleotides long. The record is from the annotation of a GenBank genome assembly. NCBI's taxonomy places the organism in Eukaryota, Viridiplantae, Streptophyta, Magnoliopsida, Poales, Poaceae.